This is a messenger RNA of Macrosiphum euphorbiae (potato aphid), 354 nucleotides long. Lineage: Eukaryota; Metazoa; Arthropoda; Insecta; Hemiptera; Aphididae. The record is from the annotation of a GenBank genome assembly.
AUGCAGGACCUCCAUGCGAGCGUGGAUGGCUCGGAACUGAAGCUAUGUUCCGAGGAGUCGGCGUCCGUCGCGUUCUUUCGUCGUCCCGAUGGCAUCCCGUCGUCGGACUUCAAAGAGUACGCGCGGAUCAGAAUAAACGCACUGCCGACUCGCAAACGUGUCAACCGCGGGAAAGCCGGUCCGGCCAGGUGCCGGGCUUGCGGCCUCGUGGACGAGACGCUUGCCCAUAUCUCACAGACUUGUCAACGCUCGCAUGAAUCCCGCAUUUUGAGACAUGACUGCCUGGUCAAACGAAUCACAGGCGGUACGAGGUGGAAACGGAGCAUCUCUACAAGUUACAUGGCGGUAAUAUGA